AUGAACAAGAUCCUCCUGGCCAUGCCCGCACCCAUGCUCCAGCACUCUGCCAACCUGAUCUCAUUCUACUUCCAACACGUCCGCCCCCAUCAAGCUAUGGUCCGCAAACACCUCCGUCGCCUAAUCCUCCUCGUUUUCCUCCUCAACUUCAAGUCGAUCCCCGGAGUGUUCCAUGCAAAGAUGGGGCUUCGUAUUGCGGCAGUUCAGUUGUAUUCGAUCCGGCAUAGAAAGGGGUUUAGGAUUAAGCCUACGGAUACCAGUAUUGUCCGUGAGCGGGUUUGGGUUGAUGACCUUGACCUCAACUUUCACUUUUCCAACAGCUCUUACGGAAAGAACUGUGACUAUGCGCGCGUCAAGUAUGUGACCUCGCUAUUGGGACCCAGCGUGCUGCCGUUGCACCCGAUGCGCAAGAUUGCAUUUGCCCUGGGCGGGAACCAGAUGUGGUUCAAGAAGGAGAUCACGCUGUUCCAGUCGUACGAGAUCCGCACGCGUCUGUUGACCUGGAAUCAAAAGUGGUUUGUCAUCGAGCACAGGAUGUACACUCCCGCAUCCUCCCGUGGAGGCAACCAGACCCUGUGCGCGAUCGGCAUUUCCAAGUUUGUCUUGAAGUAUGCAGGAGGCUCAUGGAAAAACAAGACGAUCCCCUUCCUCGACGCCCUCGAGAUGGUUGGACACGAUGUCUCGGAGCUGCGUGCCCUCGAGGGCAAGUCUGAGAACGGCAACGUGGUCCUCUGGCCCAAGGAGGAUCUCGAGUUCAAGUCGUUCGAGGGCUGGACGGACCGUGCUGCUGCUGUUGGUAACGCCUUGGAGCUGUUACUUGUAGACGAAGACGACGACGACGACGAAGUCGAGCAACUCCACGAACAGAACCACCACCACCACCAACAUAACAAUAAUCGUUAUGAAAACAACUAUUUCCUCAAAGAAAAGGAUCCUCGGAAGGUUGCCCAAGGCUCGAUCGUCCGUAAGGAAGACGGUCCUCAGGCUUCCAGGAAAAGAAAAGAGUCCCUUGACGAAAACUUGGACGAGGAUGAUCUGGCACUUGUGGAAGAAAAUACAGGAAUGAAGAUCCAGCGACCCGAGAGGUUCAAACGGCUGAGGAAGCGUCGUCAGGACUAUGGCAGCGGUGACGACAGCAACGACGAAAACGGAAUCAAACAGGAGCUAUCCCGGUCAAAUGACGACCCACUUGCCCAAAUAUUCGAUGCUCCAGUGACCGAUGGCGAAGAAAAUGGCCAUGGUCGAGGAAGAGAUACUGAUGACGAUAUGGAUUUCAUUGACGACGAUGAAAGCGAUGACGAUGAUGAUCAGGAUAUCAUCGAGCACGAAAGGAAACGCAAACAACAAGCAGAUGCCAUGAAGACCGCGCCUCAGGGAGCCUCCGCACGCCACUACAACGAGGAGAUGAACGAAUGGCACGGAGUUUUUGGGAACGGAGAGGACUAUGCAUAUGCGCUCAGUAAGGAAAAUGGAGAGGUACCCUUCAAUGGUUCACCUCCAGAGGCUCAUCUCAAGGACGUGUUUGAACCGGGCGUGUUGGCGGAGAAAAUGCUGACACAUUCGGACGAUAUCCUUCGCCUCAAGGACGUCCCCGAACGGAUGCAGAUGCGACCCGGAAUCGAGACAGACAGGAAGCUCACGGAUCUUGAGAUUGAGCUGGAGGCCUACUGGGUCAUGACAGCGUUGGACGACAACCUCAGACGAGUCGACCGACCAUCUUUCGACUCUAUGCAUGUCCAAUCGGUCCUCAAGUUCAUGUCGCAGGAGUUACUCGAGGUGCCCUUUAUCGAUUUACAUCGCCAAGACUAUUUUACAAGUGUCCAUGGGCACAGGUUGACAAGGCUGUUGUCACGGGAAGACCUCUGGUUCAUCUACGACGAGGACUUCAAGUUUCGAUCUUUCCUGGAGCGUAAGGAGGCUAUCAGCGCACUCGUCGACCGGAUGCAUAUCAACGACGAAUACCUGAACUAUUCCUUGUUGAGAGCCGAGAGACUGGACGAGCUGACGGACAUCUCGGACUACAUCAAUCUCAGAUAUUCCAAGAAGGUCGACGAAGCUAAUACGAACCUGCUCCGACGUCCAGGGUCUGCAGGAGCGUUCGAUCCUCAGGAACGGGAGCACCUUUCCACCUUUAUCUCAACUCUCGGAAUGACGACACGAGAAUUCGGCACCAACCUGAGCGAAGGCAACAAAAAGUUCUUUCCAAAGGACGACAAAUCGUUCCCAGAGGAGGCAGCUGAGGCAUUUAUUAGGGCUGCAAUUUCAUCGCCGCAGAAAGUGAUCUCGAUGACGGUGGGGAUGAUGACGCAGGAGAUGGCGGUCGAUCCACUGGUCAGGAGAGUAAUACGGACCAAAUAUGAGACUGCAGGUUGUGUCUCUGUGACCCCAACCGAGAAGGGUGUCUCGACGAUCGACGAGCUCCAUCCGUACUACCCCUUCAAGCGACUGACGCAGAAGAACGUCCGCGAGUUCCGUGACGGCCAGUUCCUCCAAAUCCUACAAGCCCAGUCAGAGGGGCUACUCAAAGUCGAGAUCAAAAUCCCGGACGAGGACAGAUACAUUCAGGGCAUCUCGGACUACUACCUCAGUAACGGCCGCGGAGACAAGACACAGCAAUGGAAUGCUCUCCGGACAAAGAUUCUCUCCUCCGCGCUGAAGAAGCACAUCUUUGUCAUCGUUGAACGUGGGAUGAUCGAGAGGCUGCGAGUUCAGGCCGAGGAAUGGGUCGGUUCGAAAUGCCAAGCCGCUCUGGAGGAGAGGAUGAAUAUCGCGCCUUUCAUCGUGCCCGGGACGACCGAGGGCGAAAAGGUGCUUCCACGAGUUGUUGCGAUCUCACACGGACCUGGAUCAGUCAAGGACGCCAUCCAAGCGGUGUACGUGGAUGAAAAAGGAGGGUUCAUCGAGCACAAGAAACUCGACAAUCUCCGUGAUCGGACGCUACAGGAGGAACUCCUCGACCUUUUGGAACGUCGGCAUCCUGAUGUGGUUGUAGUAGGCGGAUUCUCGGUAGCGACGCGUCGGCUGUUGGAGCAGACGGAGAGCGUUGUCAGGGAGCAUCGGGAUUCGAACGGCGACCAAGUCUCUGUGAUUAUGACCAAUGACGAGGUUGCCAAGCUGUAUCAGUCAUCCAAGAGAGGCGUCGAGGACCAUCCCAAGGCAUACGAGAUCACCCGGUACUGUAUCAGUCUGGCACGCACCAUCCAAAGCCCCAUCAAUGAGUAUGCAGCCACAGGAGUCGACCUGGUUGGCAUUCGUCUUCACCCGCUCCAGGAGUUUGUAAGCGCAGACCGACUUCGGGAACUUUUGGAUCGAGCCCUGGUCAACGUGGUCAACGACGUCGGGUUGGAUAUUAACGAAGUCGUUUCGUCACCCUACAAGGCGGUGAUGCUUCCGUACAUUUGCGGCCUCGGUACUCGGAAGGCCCAGCAUCUGAUCAGGACCAUCGAACGAGACCCUGUCACCAGAGGAGUUGACAAGCGAAGUGACUUGAUCAACCGAAAGAUGCUGACCUGGAACAUCUUCAUGAACUGUUGCAGUUUUCUCCGGGUCCAUACGGAGCGUGGAGGCGAUAUCUUGGACCACACAAGGAUUCACUUUGAGGACUACAACCUGGCGAGGAAGAUGGCUGCGGAUGCACUGGAAAUUGACGAGGAGGGCCUGCAGGCGUAUGAUGAAGAGUCACAGCAUGUGGAGGAGUUGAUGAGCGACAAUAACGCCGAAAGGUUGAAUGAGCUCUUGCUGGACGAUUAUGCGCACCAACUCCAAAAGAUGCAGCAAAAGCCCAAGCGGAUGACUCUGGAGCAUAUCAAAGCCGAGCUCCAGCAUCCGUUCCGCGACCAUCGGACACGAUUUGUACCAGCAACUUCGGACCAGAUCUUUACCAUGUUGACAGGCGAGACGGACCAAACCCUGAGGGAGGGCUUCAUUGUGCCUGCGCUGGUGACCAAGGUACGGGAGAAGAAUGCCAUGUGCCGGCUCGACUGCGGGAUUGACGGGAUAUUGUCGAUUCAGAACAUCUCCGACUCCAGAAUUGAAUCUGUCAAGGACCAUGUCUCCGAGGGCCAAACCCUGCAGGUCAAGAUUCUUCAGCUGGCGAAGGACCGGUUCUUUGCAGACUUGACUUGCAAGGAGGGCGAGUUGAGACAAGGCGAUGCUCACUUGCGAGCGUUACCCCUCGACAGGACGUUUGACCAGUUUGAGGAGGAUCGGUUCAAGGACCCGGCCGACCCCAACGACAAUAAGGGUAAAUUUGUUCAUCGAAAAAUCCACCACCCGCUAUUCAAGAACAUCACCUCCGAGGCGGCAAUCAAGUACCUUUCGACCAGGAACCGAGGCGAACUGGUCAUCCGACCUUCAAACAGGGGUGCUGACCAUCUCGUUAUCACCGUCAAGAUUGCCGACGAUAUCUACAAACACUACGAUGUCCUUGAGAUCAACAAGAAGGACAAUGUCAGUUUGGGCAAGGCGCUACAGAUCGACGACUCGACAUAUAACGAUCUGGAUGAACUGUUGGUGUCUCAUAUCGAAGCCAUCUUGGGCCGUUUUCAUGAUCUCAUGAACAGUCCAAAGUAUCGCGAGAAUGAGUACGAACUGAGAGCGUGGUUGGAGGCGCAAACAAGAGCCCGACCGGAUGUUGCAGUCUACGGAUUUACUCUCAGCCGAAAGUAUCCCGGUUACUUUUCGCUCAUCUUCAAGCUGGGACACCACGCCAAGAUCGACGAAUGGAACAUCAAGGUCCUCCCGAAUAUCUAUCAGCUCAAGGGCCCAUCCAAGCGCGACUGCGCCAACCCGACCGCCAUCUCGGACAACUUCAAAGACAUGGCCUCGAAACUCAGUCACCGCAACAGGGCGUCAAAAAAGCCGGGAAACGCCCCUGGUCCUGGUUAUGGCCCUGGAUCGGCUACUGGUUUGGAUGGCUCCGUUCAUCGGAGUAGAUCCCAAAGUCGCCGCCGGAACAGCGUCAGCUCUAAUGCCACGUCCUUCUCGACGUAUGGGAAACCAAGGCCGCCAAGCGAUCGUGGAUAUUCUCCGAGGUCCAACACUAAUGCUCACUCAGCCUCCGCCGCGUAUGACAGAUCCAGGUCUAGGCCGGGGUACCAGAACGGUGACAACAACGCCAGCAGCAGCUUUCAAGACACUGGCUUUGAUGACUUUAGCCUCCAAGACAGCAGCUUCCCCAGCUUCCAAUCUGCCGCCAGAACCAAUACCAAUACCAGUUGGAAUGACAGGGGUAGAUCUAGGCCCAGGCAUGGCUAUGGCGAUAGCAAUGCCGAUACCAUCAACACCUACAACAGCAGCUGGAACGAUCGAUCCAAGUCUAAGCCCAGGCCUGGAUAUGGAGACAGGAACUCUAACAACAACGGCGGUCACAUUGGUACUAGUACCAACAUCCCCGUUAGAAGCAGAUCCAAGUCCAAGUCCAGGUCCAGUCAUCAGAACGGGGACAACGGUGCCGAUGGCGGCAGUAACGCAGCUUGGAACAACAGAGGUCGCUCCAGUUAUCGAGACGGUGGAGGGGACGUUGACAACGAUCGCACCGCUUCGUGGAGCAACAGAGGACGGUCUAGCCAUCGGAGCGCUGACGGAAAUGCCGCCGAUAACAGAGGAAGGUCAAGCUAUCGUGGCCGAGACAACAACGCCGUCAGCAACGGCGAUGGUUCUUGGGCCAAUCGGGGACGGUCCAGUUAUCGGAGCGGUGACUCUACUGCUGCUGACAACAGAGGGAAGUCAAGUUAUCGUGGACGAGACAACAACACCGACGGCAAUGGUGGUGGUUCUUGGGGCAGCCGGGGACGGUCAAGUCAUCGUGGCCGAGACAACAACGCUGAUAGCGUCGAUGCCUCCUGGAACAACAGAGGAAGGUCGAGCUAUCGAGGCCAAGACAACGACGCUGGCAACAAUAGCGGAGCCGCCUGGAACAACAGAGGAAGGUCGAGCUAUCGAGGCCAAGAUAACGACGCCAACAACAAUAGCGGAGCCGCCUGGAAUAACAGAGGGAGGUCGAGCCAUCGAGGCCGAGACAACGACGCCGGCAACAAUAGCGGAGCCGCCUGGAACAACAGAGGAAGGUCGAGCUAUCGAGGCCAAGAUAACGACGCCAACAACAAUAGCGGAGCCGCCUGGAACAACAGAGGGAGGUCGAGCCAUCGAGGCCAAGACAACGGCGCCGACAACUACAGCGGAGCUUCCUGGAACAACAGGGGAAGGUCGAGUUAUCGAGGACGAGACCACCAUGCCAACUCAAACACCAACAGGAGCUGGAAUGAUAGAUCCACGUCAAAGCCCAAGUACGGCUAUGGCAACAGCAGGUCCAAGUCCAGGGCCAGGUAUGGAGCUGAUGCCAGCUCCAGCUCCGGCUUUCCGACCACCGUCAUCACAGGAUAUGGUUCUUCUAACCAAGAACGAGGUACCAAAGACAGUUCAGGACCAUCGUACAAGCUAUCCAAAGCAACCUCCAGCCAGGAUCAGUCGAUGGGUUUCAGGGCUUACUCUCCAGAGCCGAUGCAGACUACGGGUGCGAUGAAACCUACAGCGGACCUUAGCUUCCCUCAGCCUAGCGACUUUGCGGCUUACUCUAAAGAACCUGCAAGAGCUGCGGCGUCGUCAGCGCACGGUAGACGCGCUUCGAAUCAAUCCAUUGGCUCUACGGCAUACUCGCCAGAGCCUACGAAGCCUGCGGACUCCACGGCGCCACCCUCAGCGAGAUCAAGUUCCUUGCAGUCCGCAGACAUCAAAGCUCGCUCUCCCGGAGCAAAGUUGUCCGAGGAGUGUGUGAGAUUCCUUAGAGCAGGACGCGAUCCGUCUCAACCCAUGGACAUUGCAGCUUACUCUCCAGAACCCACGAAACCUGAGGUUUCGUCUAAGCCCACGGUGGCGAUCACGUCAAGAUCCGAUUCUCCUCACCCCCCAGCGAGAUCCACUUCUUCCCAGCCUCCAGCGAGAUCUAGCCCUUCUCAACGGACGAAUAUCUCGGCUUAUUCUCCAGAACCCAUGCAGGCUACAGACCCUAUAAAGCCUACAGAGUCAACAAAGUCCACGCCGAAUCCCACUGCAGACUCUACAGUAAAAUCUGAGCCACUUCAAGCUGCAAGCGCUCGGGCUUACUCUCCGGAGCUCAAGGGAAGCGCACGCUUAGUAGAUAACUCUGAUCCGUCUCAGCCCAUGGAAUUCACGGCAUACUCCCCAGAACCCAUGGAACUCGCAGAGCCUCCUAGAACUGUCAGCGAGGCCUACAAGCCAUGGACUUCGUCGUCAUCAGCCACGGCUGGAGGGGUUGGCGACGAGGACGACACUGGAGGUAUUUCAUGGGGCAGCGGCUCGUACGGUGGUAGAAACGGCGGUGGAUCGUAUGGUGGUGGCGAUAAAAGCAGAUCCUACGGCGACAACAGACAGGGUGAGCGUCGCGUUCGCUCAGGCGAAAACGGAACGUCAGACAAUUCAUCAGAUCGCCGCCCAUACCAAUCUCAGCCAUCACAACGGCAGCAGCAGUCGCAGUCGAACUAUGGUUCAGGGUAUGGAGGCAGGGGCCAAGAUCGUUUUGGUGGUGACCGCGAGAGCAGGCCUCGUCAAAACAAUGAUGGAAGCCAGGGCUAUGGUGGCGGAAACAACAGUCGCCAUGGGGAAAGGGGAGGAGGACCAUCAUCAGCAACCCAAGGAGGGGGCGGAAGUGGGUAUAGAAGCAGCUAUGUUAGUACAGGUGGUGGUGAUGAUGAUGAUGCUGGCGGCAUCUCAUGGGGCAGCGGAUCGUACGGCGCAAGUGGUGGUGGCGGCGGUGGUGGUUAUGGCGGCCACGGCAACUCUGGCAACUCCGGAUAUGGAGACAGAGGCCGCAACAGCAACAAGCAGGGCUAUGGAGGAGGAAGAGGCAAUGAUCGAAACGGCAGCAAUGGCGGUAGUGGCCGAAGUCAGAGCCGACCUCGCUCAAGCUCGUCUCGUCGUUAG
This is a messenger RNA of Linnemannia hyalina, 7941 nucleotides long. The record is from the annotation of a GenBank genome assembly. NCBI's taxonomy places the organism in Eukaryota, Fungi, Mortierellomycota, Mortierellomycetes, Mortierellales, Mortierellaceae.